GCAGAGUAAACUUAUCACCCCAGGGCCAAAGACUGAUCAUUUAACAAUGGACAACCAAGAAUCAUCAGAGUCUCCUCAGAACAUGGAACAGCGCAUUCUUUCGGAGGAGUUAAUUUCAGAAGGAAAAUGGGUCAAGCUUGAAAAAACAACUUACAUGGAUCCUACUGGUAAAACUAGAACUUGGGAAACAGUGAAACGGACGACCAGGAAGGGACAGACAGCUGAUGGUGUAGCCGUCAUCCCAGUGCUGCAGAGAACUCUUCAUUACGAGUGCAUUGUCCUGGUCAAACAGUUCCGGCCACCAGUGGGAGGUUACUGCCUCGAGUUCCCUGCAGGUCUCAUCGAUGACAAUGAAAGCCCUGAAGCAGCUGCGCUCCGGGAGCUGGAGGAGGAGACAGGCUACAAAGGAGACGUGGCAGAAUGCUCUCCAGCUGUAUGUAUGGAUCCGGGUUUGUCAAAUUGUACCACACACAUUGUAACAGUAACCAUCAAUGGCGACGAUGCAGAAAAUGUAAGGCCUAAGCCAAAGCCAGGGGAUGGAGAAUUUGUGGAAGUAAUCUCUUUACCAAAGAAUGACCUGCUGAAUAGACUUGAUGCUCUGGUAGCUGAAGAACAUCUGACGGUGGAUGCCAGAGUCUACUCCUACGCCCUGGCCCUGAAGCAUGCAAACACGAAGCCAUUCGAAGUGCCCUUCCUGAAAUUCUGAGGCCAACAAGGACAAUGGCCAUAUGUGAUUUUGUAACUGAGACCACCUGGCCUUCUUCACAAAGACUUUGUAUUCAACUUAGUUUUAUGUAGGUUUGAAAGUAGCUUUUUCAUAAAUAAAAGUAACAGAAUGCA
This is a messenger RNA of Dipodomys ordii (Ord's kangaroo rat), 840 nucleotides long. RefSeq names its product nudix (nucleoside diphosphate linked moiety X)-type motif 5 (gene Nudt5). Gene Ontology annotation, biological process: ribose phosphate metabolic process; nucleoside phosphate metabolic process. Lineage: Eukaryota; Metazoa; Chordata; Mammalia; Rodentia; Heteromyidae. Bases 47 to 706 code for a protein of 219 amino acids. The record is from RefSeq and is a predicted model, not a curated record. The transcript is spliced from 9 exons. Gene Ontology annotation, molecular function: ADP-ribose diphosphatase activity. Gene Ontology annotation, cellular component: nucleus.